Messenger RNA from Caenorhabditis elegans, 1353 nucleotides. RefSeq names its product Glycosyltransferase family 17 protein (gene C49G7.12). The coding region runs from base 419 to 1282 and encodes 287 amino acids. Lineage: Eukaryota; Metazoa; Nematoda; Chromadorea; Rhabditida; Rhabditidae. The record is from RefSeq and is marked reviewed. The transcript has 4 exons.
GAAAAGCAAGGUUUCUGAUUUUGGUACUCUACCUUUAAUUUAAAAAAAGUAAAUUUUCCAAAUUGCCUGAAACUUGCAUUAAUGUUUUUCAUGUUUUAUUUUAUUUAUUUUUACCAUGUUCAGUUAUUAGCUGACAAGUGAGGGUUUUUAAAAAAGUUAAACUAAAUUUUCGAAAGAUUGUGGUUUUUUUUUUAAAUUUUGAAUUUCGCAAUUUAAAACUUAAAAAAAGAAAAGCCAAAAUUAUUCAUAAAUUUCCGUUCGACAAUAGUUGACUUUUUUCUUCGAAUUUUUUUCCCUUUUUUGGAAAAAUAUUACGCGCUGACAUGACGACCAUUUUAACGGAUGCCAACAAAAUUGCGAAAUAUUUCAAAACUGCUCUCGCAUAAAAGAAGGCAAAAAGGACGAAAUACUGGCGGCCAUGGCAGACGAAGAUCCCUAUUUUUGGACAAAAAAUGGCCGCCCGGAGCAUAAAAAUAAUCGUGAUCGAAAUCGGCUUUGCCGUUAUAUUUUGCGGAAUUUGAAAGUCAAAGGAGUAAUAAUGAAAACUUAUCACUUAAGCUCUGAGGCUUUUCACAAAAAAAUUUCUCAACAAGAUUUGACUCCAUUUGUUAAAUACUCAUUAAACAAGAAAAGGCGAUGGGAGACGAAAUGUGAUUUAGAAACGAUAUCACAACUUGAAGAAGCUUAUUGCAAUAUGGAUGUACUCGUAUUCGAUCGUGUUCUGCUAUAUUACGAUCCUUUUUGGUAUUUAUUCUACCAUACUUUCUAUUAUCAUGAUUUCCUUCUCAAGUUCCCGAUUCGUCAAUUUUAUCAUAAACAUUCAAAUAAAAAUUAUCAGUACACUUCUGGAAAUUCAACAUUUGGACAAUCCUACAAAAGUUUACUUCCUGAGAGCCGAUCUCCCCGAAUACCUGAAGCUAGCAAGAAAUUAGAAAGUGGUCUGUCUCCAAAAGUUGCCUAUCACAUUAUUACUCCGCCGAAAAAUUAUGAAAAAUUACGAAAUAAUGAUUUCAAUCCAGUAUCUAGUUUUCGAAAAGGCCAUCGAGUAAUAUCACAUUGGCGACGUACGGAUGAAAUGCUGGAUAUAUGGUUCGCCCUUCGAUAUGAAGAGCUUGAAGAUCUUGACGAAAAGCUUAUAGAAGAGCAUGACGAUGGGAAUUAUAGUUUUCAUAGUAAAUUCUACAAUUUGGAGGAUCAUUAUGUUGACAAGCCAAAAUUAUCAAAGAGAUGCAGGUCAAAUUCUAAUUCAAGUUGGAGCAUAGUCUCUGAAACUUUGCUGUAAAAUUUUUGUGAAAUAAAUUUUCUUUUUUUCAUGCUUUUGACUCGUUUUUUUAAAUAAAUGUUUUUAUUAAA